This is a messenger RNA of Tauraco erythrolophus (red-crested turaco), 1107 nucleotides long. RefSeq names its product D-aspartate oxidase (gene DDO). NCBI's taxonomy places the organism in Eukaryota, Metazoa, Chordata, Aves, Musophagiformes, Musophagidae. Gene Ontology annotation, biological process: D-amino acid catabolic process; L-aspartate catabolic process. Gene Ontology annotation, molecular function: D-aspartate oxidase activity; FAD binding. The record is from RefSeq and is a predicted model, not a curated record. Gene Ontology annotation, cellular component: cytoplasm.
CCGGGAGGGCGGCUCUUCCAGGCAGGCCCGGGGGCCUCCUCCUCACCAGGUGUCUCUCUCCUCUGGCUCUGCACCCCAGAGAUGGUGGCACCCAAGGUCGCAGUGGUUGGGGCGGGAGUCAUUGGCCUGUCCACAGCACUGUGCAUCGCAGAGACCUGCCCCAGCUGCUCCGUGACGGUCCUUUCAGACCAGUUCAGCCCCAACACAACGAGUGACGUCGCAGCUGGGAUGCUCAUCCCUCACACCUACCCAGACACACCAAUCCAUGUCCAGAAGCAGUGGUUCAAAGAGACCUUCACUUACCUUUUUGCCAUCAGCAACUCAGCCGAGGCGUCAGAGGCUGGCAUUCACCUGGUCUCUGGGUGGCAGGUCUUUAAAAACACUCCCAAGGAAGAGUUACCUUUCUGGUCAGACAUCGUCCUAGGAUUUCGACCGAUGUCCGAAGAAGAACUCCGAAAGUUUCCGCAGCACCGGUUUGGUCAGGCCUUUACGACACUGAAAUGUGACUGUCCACCCUACCUGCUGUGGCUGGAGAAAAGGUUGAAAGCAAUUGGAGUCCAGAUGCGCACCAGAAAAGUUGCAGACUUGUGGGAGCUGCACAGCGAAUAUGAUGUUGUCGUCAACUGUGCGGGCAUUGGAGCCCACCAGCUGGUGGGGGACACGGAGCUCUUCCCCGUCAGGGGACAAGUACUCAAGGUUCAUGCUCCUUGGGUGAAAAACUUCAUCCGGGAUGGGGAUGGCUUAACUUACAUCUAUCCAGGGAUACACACGGUAACCCUAGGGGGAACCAGGGAAAAGGGCAGCUGGAAUCUCUCCCCAGAUCCUGGCAUUACGAAAGACAUCUUUGAGAGAUGCUGCUCCCUUGAGCCCUCACUGCGAGGAGCUCAGGAUACCAAGGUGAAGGUGGGCCUGAGGCCAUCCAGGCAGGGUGUGAGACUGCAGAGAGAGGUCUUGAGCCAAGGAGGAGUUAAGCUCCCAGUGGUCCACAACUAUGGGCAGGGGGCAGGUGGCUUUUCAGUGCACAUGGGCACAGCCAAAGAGGCUGCUUGCCUGGUGGGAGAGUGCAUUGCUGCCCUGCAAGGCUCCUCAUCGAGGGCCAAGCUUUGA